Galleria mellonella (greater wax moth) is the source of this 4428-nucleotide messenger RNA. RefSeq names its product shootin-1-like. The record is from RefSeq and is a predicted model, not a curated record. The transcript has 10 exons. Lineage: Eukaryota; Metazoa; Arthropoda; Insecta; Lepidoptera; Pyralidae. The coding region runs from base 300 to 2114 and encodes 604 amino acids.
UAUCGUGUACGUUGUUACUAGUUUAUUGUUAAUAAACAUUUUUUAUUUCAAAUUAACCAAUAAUUAAGGUGUUUUAUAUUUCGAUGCAAGUGCGCGUGACAUAUUUUAAAGUGCCGCGUAUAUAAUAAUAGACACAUUUUCCUCAACAGCAAGAACAAAGGGAAUAUAUUUCCAAAAACGUUAACACUUUCUGACGCACCAGCCUGUUGAUCUUAAACACGUGUUAUGAACAGUGCAUACGUGAAAACGAGACGAUGCGAGCGUUAGACACGCGCGUAUAAUAAAAAUUGAAUGCAAAAAUGAUUAAAAGAAACGGUGAUAAUGUAUUUGCGAUCGCGUCGAACAACAAUCAGUGUCAAGGCGUGCGGAGCGCUGUCUCGCUCUGUCCUAGCAGCGGCGCGGCCACGAGGAUUCCGCGAGCCACUACCGUCAGGAUGACGCCGCCUGACGCGCACCAAAACACCAAAGAGGCGAACAUUGCGCUUUCAAUUUAUGUCGAGAAAUGGAAAAACAAAUAUGAAGAGGCUGAGAGGAAACACAAAACAAACCUUCUCAAAUCAGAAAAAGCUAAACGUGAGCACGAUGACUUACAACGGCGGUACAAUAUCGUUGUUGAGGAGAGGAAUCAUCUGGAAGGCGAGCUUCGGGAGAGGGAACGGGAGUUGAACAAACUGAGAACAGUAUCAGAAAAACUAUUUCGAGAGUACCAACAGUUGAAGAACCAGCAUGAAGUCGAUGCGGGUGUUAUGCACAAGGUUAUGCAACAGGCUGGUGAAUGGUACAAACAGAACAAACAACUGAAGAGGCGGAGUACGGCGCUCCUGCAAGCGUUGCCGACGAAAACCGUUGAAAUAGACUUAACGGACUCCACCGACACAGCAUCCGAUACAAGCAGUAAUGAAGAGGUGGAAUUCCUGAAACAAACCGUAACAGAGCUGAGUCGUCAGAUAGCCGAGCUACAGACGGAACUUAACACCGUAAAGUUGCAGGAGUUUGAAGCUCAAGAACUGAAUGUGACAUUAGCGCAGGAACUAGAGACUGAACGAGAAAAAUGCGCAUCACAAGAAAAGGAAUUGCAGGAUAUGCGUGGCCAACUGGAGAGCCACAACCGCGUCUCCAAGCUUCUCAUGGAAGAGGUCACUGCGCUCAAGGAAAACGCCGACAAGGAUAGGGAGAUGGCCGAGACAUACAAAUCGGAAGCCCGGGACGCAAAGAAGCGUGUCCGCGUGCUGACACAUCAGAGCGCGCUGCUGGUGGGUGAACUAGGGCUAGACGAGCGACUUUCAAUGCUGCUUGGGGAGGUCGACUGCCUCAAAGGGGCGCUCGAGAGCCAGGCUGCUCGCCACAGAGACCAACUUGAGGAAUUGCAGUUGAAAUUAGCUGAAAAACACGAAGAUACUGACAUAUUAUUAUGGGAGGAGAAAAUAAGACUAGCAGAGGAAGAUGCUCAGAAAGCAGUAGAACGAGCCGAGAGUGCAGAGAAGAAGCUAGCAGAAUUGGAGAAGAAGUUCUCAGACCGACCGAGGAGAGGGAAUCUCAUGUCUAGAAUUAGUUACUUCGAAAAUGGAGGGAGCGAGACACCAGAGAUGAAAAUGAAAGAGGUGAUCAAAGAAGAAAUCUUGGCGCCUGUUGCUCCAACAGUUCCUGAGCGUCCCCAAACCCCGCCCCGACCACCUUCGCCGUCCCCUCCACAACCUUUAAAUCCUCCAGAAGACACUUCGUCGCGAUGUCCGUCACCCACGCCACCCAACCCACCAGCAGCAAUAUCACCUCCUCCCCCGCCGCCACCACCAGCAUGUCCCCCACCUCCUCCCCCACCGCCGCCACCACCACCACCACCACCGCCAGCAUUCGUGUCAUCUGGAGCGGACGACAUGGCGAAGAUGCUCGCUGGAAAGCAGGGCACGUUGAAGAAAAGCAAGCAGAACGGAGGCGGCGCAAUUGACGCCAUAGUGGACCAAAUAAAAGGGGGCAAGUUCCAUUUAAAGUCCACAGAGCAAAACUUUAUGGAACGCAAACCGCGGGAGGACCAGCCUGAAGCGGUAAAGGAAAUGCUGCAAAUCCUUGGUACACUACGCAAACGCAGGAGCUUCGCGAGAGAACCGAACACGUGACCAAUGUGAUCCAUAUGGAAAAAGAUGAUAGAAGAUAUAAAAUUGACUGGAUUUUGAUAAAUAAUUAUUUACUGGUUUACCAAUAUUGAUAGCGGGUACCACAAUUAUUUGAACAAAUUAAAUAUAUUUACAACUGAUUGGUAGAAAGAUAUAGAUAGCAUUACAUUGCUUACAGAGAUAAGAAUUGAGAUGCUCAGUGCACUUUGUUGUAUGUUUAAGAGCUGAAACUUUCAUCUCAACAUAUAAAUAAAUAACUGUUGCAGGCUAUCAUAGGCGUAUUUAAGGAUAUAUCUGUCUGGUGGGCCGUGCCCAUCUCAAAAUUGUCCUGUAUUUACUCCAAGAUCAAGAAUGAAGCAUUCAGUUAUGAAUAAAAACGUGUUUGAGCACUUUUUUAAAGGGUUUGGCCCACUCUGAAUAAUAUUACAUCAAUGUAACCUAUGCUGGUAACACAAGAAAUUCUCGUUCAUUCACUCUUUCACUCGUUAUUUACUAAUAAAACUGCAUACUAAAAUGGAUAAAUAAAAAAUAAUCCUUUUCUUCAGCGCAAAUCAACUUAUAUAUAGAAUAGUCAUUUUGCGAUAACUAUUUUAUAAAUGACUCUAAAAAACCGUCAGCGGUUUGCUUUACCUUUAUAAAAACGAAGUGUGAAACAGAUCUAAUCUUAGAGAUGGAGGUAGUCACAGGGAAAUACCGUUGUAAUACUGAAUUACGGCAUUUUAUAUAAAAUAUAAUUUGCCCUAAAUAGGCGCCAUCUCCUUUAUUGACUUGGUAUCUAUCUAUAUAACUACGAAUUGUCAUACUAAUUAUAUACAUAACAGAAUAAUGGUCAUUUACCUAUAUUUUUCCUAACUAUAUUUUGUACUGAAUAUUAGUUUUGAUAUAAAAAUAUCUUAUUAUGAAAUAUAGUCUGUGUUUUAAUUUUUAUCAAACCAGAUUUCUGAUGGUAACAUUUCUAUUUCUAAUAUUUAUAAUAUAUGACAAUGUUUCAAUAGACUGAAAAUUAAAAAAAUAUUUUGUAUCAAAUUAGCAUUAAUCCUUAAUUUACACUACCGGACUACUCACAUCGUCCAUUAUUUAUGAUAGUAUAAACAAUGCGUGUCUGCGGUAUUCAGUCCACUGUGCCUAAUCUCUUCUAGUGUUCCACUUCGUUACUCUUAGAGUCACUGUCUAACUGUAUAAAUUGUAAAACUGUGACUAUACAAAGCAUGCAUUUAUGCAGUCUUAAAUGAAGCAGUACAUUCAUGGACAAAUAGUGCCAAUUUGACUGUUAAUAAGUGAUAUACUUAGGUAGUAAUUAAUUAUAAUGAACGAUGACUCAUAAUGCUAAUAUAUAAAUAAAAAAAUAUAUUAAAUUUAUGUGGUAGCAAAUAUAAUUAAGCUUCCAUCGAUAAUAGAAGAAUAUUUCGUUGAUAAAUCUGUUCUAAUUAAUUUUAAAUCGAAACUUUAAAUUUAUAAUCAAAACAUAUCAUACCUAAAUAUGACCACUUAUAGUGUAUUAUCUCCGUACAAUAUACUAUUUCCAUAUCUACUUUUACUAUCGAUUUUCCUAAAUGAUAUAUAUCUAAUAUAAAUUCAAUUUAGUACAAUGUAAACCUGUCCUAGGCACUACUGGAAUUGAUGCUGCCAUAUCAAAAAAAAAUAUUGCCAUUAGAUAGUUAAUUAUAUUUAUACAAUAUUUCGAAUAAUUAGCAUUUAUAUUUAUAUGAAAUGUUGAAUAAUAGAUAUUUGUUAAAUUUAUACAUGUACGAUUGUAGGGUAUAAAGUUAUUAAUAUAAUUAUGUAAUUUACAACUUUUAUUAAAUUUCUCGUAUAUAGCAAAACAUUUUGGAAAUCUAUAUUAGAUAGGUAAUAGGUUACUAAGGCCUAAAUAUAAACUAAAUAUAUUUAAUUGCGAAUAAACAUUCUUAUAAUAUGUCCUAUAUUAUUUUUGUUAGAAAUAAAUUCCAACUAUUUUUCAUAGAUGAAUAUAACAAUUAUAGACUUUUUUUAUUAUACGUGACUUAAUUAUGAUUAAGAUAUUAUUAUCGACCGAAUACUCCAUCUUAUAAGACUUUAGUAAUUAUAAGAUUCUGAUUAUAACAUAUUUGUAUAAAAAUAAAUUUUAAGUUUUGUAUAAAUAUAAUUAUUUUGAAUUUAUUACAUAGGUUUCCAUGUUACGAUGUUAUUAAUGAAAGAGUUACCUUUGGUGCCAUUGAUUUGUGUAUUCUAUGCAUCAAAACUCAGCAAAAACGGUCGAGGAUUUUUGUAAAGUAUUAUGUAGGCUCUAAGUAACAUUUACGUUUAUUUUUAAAUAAAUGAUUUAUAUCAAAGUAUA